AUGAGGAAGAACAAGAACAAGAACAAGAGGGAGACCAAGAAUGGAAGAAGAAGAAGAGAAGAUGAGGAAGAAGAAGAAGACGAAGAAGAGGAAGAAGAUUAUGAGGAAGAAGAAGAGAAGAUGAGGAAGAACAAGAAGACGAAGAAGAGGGAGACCAAGAAUGGAAGAAGAAGAAGAGAAGAUGAGGAAGAAGAAGAAGACGAAGAAGAGGAAGAAGAUUAUGAGGAAGAAGAAGAGAAGAUGAGGAAGAAGAAGAAAAAGAAGAACAGAAGAGAAGAUGAGGAAGAACAAGAAGACGAAGAAAAAGAGAAGACGAGAAAGAACAAGAACAAGAACAAGAGGAAGACGAAGAAAGGAAGAAGAAGAAGAGAAGAUGAGGAAGAAGAAGAAGAAGAAGAAGAGGAAGAAGAUUAUGAGGAAGAAGAAGCGAAGAAGAUGAGAAAGAAGAAAAAAAAAAGAACACGAGGAGAAGAUAAGGAAGAAGAAGAAGAAGUAGAAGAAGAAGAAGAAGAAGAAGAUGAGGAAGAAAAGGAGGCAGAUUAA
This is a messenger RNA of Echinostoma caproni, 543 nucleotides long. The record is from the annotation of a GenBank genome assembly. NCBI's taxonomy places the organism in Eukaryota, Metazoa, Platyhelminthes, Trematoda, Plagiorchiida, Echinostomatidae.